Molecule: messenger RNA, 1188 nt
Organism: Fraxinus pennsylvanica
Lineage: Eukaryota; Viridiplantae; Streptophyta; Magnoliopsida; Lamiales; Oleaceae
Source: the annotation of a GenBank genome assembly
AUGACAGAAGUUGGAUCCACCCGUAGAUCGCAUGAUUCCUCCGACUCCGAGGACGAACAGAUGUCGUCGAGCGCGCGUUUCAUUGUAGAUGUGCCUCCUCGUAGGAUAACUGAGAUGAUGCUUGGAUCCGCCUGUGCAGUUUUGCCUCCUCCUCGUAUCGCCCCUGCAGUUUUGCCUCCUAGGGCAGUUGUGCAUGCUGAGGGGCCAUCGGGGGCCUCCCCUGCAGUUUUGCGUCGUAGUAGGAUAUCUGACAUUUCCAAUGAUGCAUUGUUGAUUUCUGUAGAAAACUAUGUUGAAGACGAAAGAGUCAAACCCCAAAUACAAAGGAUUCCAUCAUUGCUGCGUGACAAAGAAUCCAACAAAAGUUGUUAUGAUCCUCUCGUAGUUUCGAUAGGCCCUUAUCAUAAAAAAAAGUCAUGGAUCGAUUCAUUCGAGAAGCUAAAAAUUCCAAUCGCGCAGGAAUUCUUGCAUGCCUGUGAAAAAAAAGUAUCCAUCGAACAGAUAUAUGAAGCAGUGGCAAGGGAGGGUAAUAGUGCCCUCGAAUGCUAUGAGGAAGGCUCGACUAAUGAAUCGUUCAACAAAAUAAUGUUUCUUGAUGCUUGCUUUGUGCUUCAUUUUAUGUCCUCCAUUCUCGAAACUGAAAGUAAUUAUUCCAAUGGGACAGCUAUGAAACAAAAAGUAAAUCCACUGGGACCACUACUGCCUUGGAGUUCCUACUUUAAUUUUGUGUGUAGGGACUUGUUCUUGCUAGAGAAUCAAAUUCCUUUACAAGUACUAAAAGUUUUGAUGAAAUUCAGGUUCAGAAAUGAAAGGGAGGGGACAAUGUUGAUUCCGAAUUUCCUUGAUCGGAUAGCCACCAUAAUGCCACCUCAGGAAAGGACACGCACUAAUGCUGUCAAGAAAGUUGUGCAAAGAAUGAUGGGAUGCAGAUGUAGUGUUCAGAAAAAGGAGGAAUCGAAUAUAAAUAUGGAUGCAUGCCACCUUCUACAUCUAGUUCGGGAACAGCUCAUCGGGUCAUCUCCUAAAGACAAAAACAAUCUAGUACGGGAACAGCCCAUCGGGUCAUCUCCUGAAGACAAAAACAAGAAGAAAUGGUGCAAUUUUCGUCAUUGUCCUUACUGCGGUGCAAACAUAUUUUGCUGUUUUUCCGCACUAAAGCCCAGGACACAAGACUUCCUAAAUCAAUGA